This is a messenger RNA of Oryctolagus cuniculus (rabbit), 943 nucleotides long. RefSeq lists its product as uncharacterized. The record is from RefSeq and is a predicted model, not a curated record. Gene Ontology annotation, molecular function: RNA polymerase II transcription regulatory region sequence-specific DNA binding; DNA-binding transcription factor activity, RNA polymerase II-specific. Gene Ontology annotation, biological process: regulation of transcription by RNA polymerase II. NCBI's taxonomy places the organism in Eukaryota, Metazoa, Chordata, Mammalia, Lagomorpha, Leporidae.
CUCCUGCAAAUCCAACCCAGCGCACACCGCGCGACACUUAGAGCGGCCGUCUAACGGCCAACGUGCGGGCCGUUAGACGUCAGUCAGGCUGAUGCUCUGUGACGAAAGAAGGUGCCAGAAAGAGAACGCCGGCCCAGAACUUCGUCGACAGCGCCGAGAGAAUGGCCGCUCCCCAGGAGCGCAGCGACGAAGACAUGGGCUCCCGCAGCCUGGGAGUGGAGGGGCUGCAGGAAGAAGUAGACGAUGCGACGCCGACCGUGAUCGCGGCGGUCGGCGCCGCCGGAGGAGACGCUAAGGAGAAAACCGAGGCCAAAGCGGAGCAGGCAGCGGCCGGUGGAGAAGAAGAAGGGACCGUGGGCGCGGGAGCCCCUGGCCCGGUGGACGGCGGCGACGACGACGCGAACCUGCAGAGCGGCGAGGGCGACCGGGAGCCUGGGCGGCAGCCGCGGGAGGAGCCGGCUCAGGAGGACGCCGAGGGGCGGCAGCCCGACGACGCGCAGUAUCGAGUCUGCCGCAGCACGUUCAGCCGCUUGCAGCUGCAGGAACUGGAGAGCGUCUUCCAGCGCACUCAGUACCCCGACGUUUUCGCACGAAAGAAUCUUGCAAUAAACCUGAAUGUGACCGAGGCCAGAGUGCAGGUCAGUAAACCUGAAAAGAGAGAUUAGGCCAAGAUGCCAGUGUAAAACCUGCUCCAGGACGGUGACACCUUUGUCCUUCCCAGACAUUCUCAAGUUGCUGUGUUUUUGUUCACUAUCCCGUGUUUGGGGAAUGAGUUUUGCACUUCGGGGCUUUGGAAGCUGAGAAGUGGGAUGAGUAAACCUCAGCUGGUGGAGUUUUCUUGGUGGUGGAAGUAACCUGUUUUCCUAAUGGAAAAAAGUUGAAACAAAGCUGGUUCUUUUCUUUGUACAAAUUUAUAUAAAUAAAAUUCAACUUCUUCUAACAA